CUGCGGGGCUGCACGGCCCGGCCGGCCAUGGCCGCGCUCCUCGGCCUCGUUUUGUUCACGUAUUUCACAUGUAUAUCUACUGUCCAGACUGCUGACUGUCUGCAUUUGAGGGAGCAGUGUAUAAAUGCUGCAAAUGGAUGUGAGAGUGUCUGGAAUGUUGUUGAAGAUGCCUGCAAUAUUUCAGAAUAUUUGGAGUCUUUCUCAAGAUCAGACACUGAACUGAGUUUUAGGCAGCAUAGAAACCCCAAAGACGAAAGGCACUCAGAAGAACUGGUGAAUGAUUGCCGUAUUGCAAAACAACGCUGUCGAGAGGACCCUUCCUGCUUUGCCCUGUACAGGAGCUUCCAGAGAGCAUGCCAGGCAGAUGCAGCAAAGUGCAGGUUUCCAAUGGUCAACCAGGAGUGUUUGUCAGCAUGGAAAGAACUGAUGAAAACAGUACUGGGACAGUGCAAGUGCUCAGAGUCACUUCAGAUGAGAUGCAUUAAAAUAUGGAAGGGAAUAUUUAACAACCGUUGUUUACAAUACUCUCAAGAGAGCCAAGCUUCAGCACCCAGUGGACAUGAUGACGACAGUGAUGAUGAUGACCAUAAUGCUGAUGUUGAUGAUGAGAAGAAUCUGGUCACUGACACAGACAAUAUUAGUAUGGAAACCAAAUUACAAUGGGGUUUAUCUGCUCUCUCAAAACAAGUGUACACAACAAAUAGAACCUGUUUGGAUGUGAACAGGGAGUGCGUUGAAGAUGAAGUAUGUAACAAACAGUUGUCCCUGUACCUUAAAGUUUGCUCAGUAAAUAAGAAGUGCAACAUGGAAGAAUGUCAAGCAGCCCUAAGGUUCUUCUAUCAAAACAUGCCUUUUGAAGUUGCUCAAAUGAUGAUAUUUUGUGAUUGUAUCCAGCAUGAUGAAUCCUGCCACAGAGCCAAAGAACUUCUCCAUGGCAAGCCCUGUGCAGUUACUGCAGUUCAAGCCCCAUCGUGCCUGAAUGUAAUCCAUAUGUGUGAAGAGAAUGAAUUGUGCAGGAAAAAAUACACAUCUUUUCGGUCAAAGUGUUGGAGACACGUGACAAAAAAAUGCUAUGAUGAUGAAGCUUGUCUUGAAACUUUAAUCAAGGAUGACAUGCCCUGUUCUGCAAAUGCUGAUUGCAAAGCAGCCUACAUUAGCAACUGGGGCACAAUGCUGCACGUGGAGUGUACCUGCCAGAAUCUGCCUCCCGUGGAGCAGUCUUUGUGCAAGCUCUUCCAUCACAUGCUUCACAGCAAAUCCUGCUUCAGUGAGUUACGUCAAAUUUCCAUUCAGAAGAAUGGUUUUGGCUGGGUAAAUACAGAAAUGCCAGGGAAGAAGCCUUCUGGAGCACAGCUCCAUUCUUCUGCAAUUAGUGGUGAAACAGUCUACAUUAUUGCCUACUCCUCCUGCAUAGCUCUCAUAUUAGGAAUAGUCCUGUUGACUCUCCUCAACAUCAGAUGCACAUGGCAGUGGUAUAAAUACUGCAUCAGCAGUGGCAGUCUUUGAAGCCUACCCUUCUGAUCUCAACUCAUCUGGAAGAAAGAAAAAAAAUCAAGUCAAAAACAUUUUAGAGAGCUGAUAAAGAGCACAUAUGUGAUAGGUUUGUACACUAGGCUCCCAGAUACCAAGUACCUGAUGUAUUUGUAAGGCAGCAGUCACAGGUAGGCUGCCUGUAAUUCAAUGGUGGAGCACUUGGGGGCUUGGAGAAGAUCAGGAUUACAACCCCUUUCAGAUCUAAAAUGACUAUCUGGACUACUGCUUUGACCCCAGAAUGUUGUUGCUGGAACUGGUUUUAAUUUCUCCUCCAAUAUGCUUCUAAAAGAAAUGAGUGAGGUUUGCCACGUUUAAUACAGUAAGUUUAGAAAGCAUUUUGUGGUCUGAAUGCCCAGUGGAGAGAGCCACUUGCUUGGGGCUGAAGUGCCUGCUUCUCAAGAGAGAAGCUAUGACCCAUCUCAUUAUCUGUGUUUCCUAUUUGUUGCCUCUAGGAAAGACCCGAAGUGCCUUAUUCUCCCCUUGCACUGUACUGGGAGUCAUGGUCCCUAACACACCAUUCUGGAUCCCACUUCCUGGCUAUGGGCUCUGGACUUCUCUCUGUAGCUGAGUUGUUUGGCUAGAUUUAAGCUUCUAUUUGUUACCAGUGAGCGGUCUUUGUCAAAUCUUGGUAACAAUCUGGUUCUGGUGAGCACAGGAUAAUGCACUGGCAUUUCUUAUUCCACUGUUAUCAAUGAGUAGCACAUGUAUUGUCUUGUUAUAAUAGCAUCUGAUUAAUUAAUUUUAUUUUGAAUGUGAUUAAUUUUAAUUUUGUUUGAAUUAUCACUAAAUGUAAUUCAGCUCCAGUUUUGACUAUGACAGAUGACUGAUCUAGGGCUAGAAAUUUAUGUGAUCAGAAAAGCAGGGAUCUCUACUCUUCAAUGCGACUUUUGGUUCUUACUUUGGUAGCUUGUGAAAUGAUUAGUGUGAGAGCAAAAUCUUAAGUGUGCAGUUCUGCUGGGGAGAGGUUUAGAAAUUUUUGACAAUUAUUAAAAUAUGCAUUUUCCCUGUCUUUAUCAUCUGCAUAAACCAAAAAAACUUGUUCUUGUUUUGCAGUCAAAUGUUUUGUCAUUACUAAAUCAGCAUUUGGACAAAAAUACAGAAACAGAAAAAUGCAGUUAUUUUGUUAAUUAAAAAGAUCUCCUUUGGCAGUCCAGCAAUUUGCAGCACUUAGCUUACCUCCCACCAUAUAGGUAUUUUAAAGUGGUAUAUUCAUAUUCUUCAUCUUAAAACUGUGAAGUAGAAAUCUGAAAAUACUGUUGAGAAUAUGUUCUCAUCAGUGUUGGGUAAAAACAUUUCUUUAUGUAGGAAAUGUACUUAUGACAUGAACCUUGUGCUGGUUUUCAGUCUGACUUCAAAAAACAGUGAUGCAAUGCUGAAGCCUCCAUGUCACAAAAUUUGAAGAGAGCCAUUUAAAUACAGAUUUAACUAAACUUUAGUCAACCACAAAAAAAUCUCGUUCUUAGAAGCUUUUUGUUUUCUAAUUAUCUUAUAUUUAGACACUAGAAUUCCAACUCAUAUAUAUGCUUAGACACACUGACACUCACAAACAAAUAUGUAGAACAUAUUUCAAACAGAGGGUAAGUAUGUGAGUUACUCUGAAAGACAGCAAAAUAUUUAGUGGCUAUUGUGUUGCUUCUGUGAUUUUACAGGCUCUCUUCAUUAGAGAUGAAUUACAUGCUUAAUGGAAAAAGUACAUUUCCUCCAUUAUGCAUGCAAAAAGUAUUAUUGUGAUUCAUAUUUCGUAGUGAUACUGCAUUCUGUGAAUUGUAUCUAGGUGUUAGUUAUUAAAUAAAGGAAUUUCUGCUGGGAUGAUAUGUAUUCAGGUGAUCAUGAUUAAACUCUGCUUCAUGAACAGUUUUGUGAUCAUAGAAUCAUAGAAUUGUUUAGUUUGGAAAAGACCUUUAAGAUCUUUGAAUCCAAUCAUGAUGGAAGAAAAAGAAGUAUUUUUGUAAGAGCUUCAUCAUUUAAAAUGUUUCCCCUGAAAUAUAACAUCUUCCCAAAUGAGGAAAAUUAAGUCUCAUUGAUGACUUGGAAUUCCCAGGACACAGGGUCAUUUUGGGUAAGGAUGUGGCAUUUAUCCCCUUUCCGUUGGAGCUAGGACUUUGCAAAGUGAAGACAUGAAGAUUGAUAGGGCUAGAGGAAGAGAGCAUAAAUUUUUGCCUUACAGCA
Messenger RNA from Lepidothrix coronata (blue-crowned manakin), 3702 nucleotides. It is a transcript of the gene GFRAL, whose product is annotated as GDNF family receptor alpha like. Gene Ontology annotation, biological process: nervous system development. Gene Ontology annotation, molecular function: signaling receptor activity. Lineage: Eukaryota; Metazoa; Chordata; Aves; Passeriformes; Pipridae. The record is from RefSeq and is a predicted model, not a curated record. The coding region runs from base 28 to 1506 and encodes 492 amino acids. Gene Ontology annotation, cellular component: external side of plasma membrane; signaling receptor complex. The transcript has 9 exons.